AUGGCAAACAAGUCUCAGCAAGUGAUCAAAGGAAAUGGAUCAAAGCAAGCUGCAAGUAUAAGUGAACCUAUGUACAGAGAGGCAACAAAUGAGAUGCUGGUGUUAGGGGAGUUGCCACUGUCUUUUGUGGAGAGUGUGGCCUGGAGACAUUUCUCUUCUCGAGUCAACCUCUACCGGCCUCACUCAAGGAGAACACCAAGCAGAGACAUAGUGCAGCUGUAUGUGAAGAAGAAAGCUUUGCUGAAGAAAUGGAUUAACUCAAACAAGCAAAGGGUGUCUCUAACUACAGAUAUAUGGGUUGCUCCAAAUACAAACAAUGCAACAACCAAUACUUUGGCUCUGAAGAAGUUUCAAAGGGAGUUUAGGUUGGUCAGCAAUGAUGCAUUUGUGUUAGAUGGAGACUACAUGCAUAUCAGAUGCAUUGCUCACAUCAUCAACUUGAUUGUGAGGGAUGGGUUGCAUGACUUAUCAAAGAAUUUGGAGGCUAUACGCAAUGGUGUAUCCUAUGUUAGGUCAUCUCAUGUUAAGCAGAAGUCAUUUGAGCUGAGAGUUAAUUUAGGGAAGCUGAAAAGAAUAAGUCUCACAUUGAAUGUGAAAACCAGAUGGAGUUCUACAUACACAAUGUUGACAAAUGCCCUGAAGUACAGAGUUGCUUUUGACAAAAUGCUAAUAGAAGACAGGUUGUACCAUGACUACUUCCAAGAAAUGGAUAAUGGGAACACACGUGAAGGACCUCCUGAUCAACUGACUGGCAUGCCAUUGAAAGGUUGCUUGAAUGCGCACAAAUGCUAUGGUGAAAUUGUUACAAUAGAGAGGAACCUCUCAUUUCUGACUAACAGCAGAGAUGAUGGCUUGAAGAACAAAGCUGCUGACAUGUUGAAGAAGUUUCUGAAGUAUUGGGAUGGAAUGAAUAAUAUCAACAAGAUGCUGAUCAUUGCAACUGUGUUUGAUCCAACGAAGAACUUAAAGUUUGCCAAGAUGUGUUUUGAGAAGCUUUAUGGUGAAGAUUCUGUUGACUUCAAGGCUAUGGGUGAUUAUGUCUUCUAUGUUCUUGACUUAGUGUAUAAAGAGUAUGCUGCUGAGAAGCUGGGUCUGGUUCCAAAGACUAAACAACAUCAAUCACCUGAGAUUCCUAAGAAGAUGGAUUUGGUUGAUGAUCUAGGUUAUCAGAGAAUGGAUAUGGCGUAUAAGGAGAUGGUUGCUAACAAUACAGAUGAAGUAGUAAGGCGUGAGUUAUAA
Messenger RNA from Capsella rubella, 1239 nucleotides. Its product is annotated as zinc finger BED domain-containing protein RICESLEEPER 2. Gene Ontology annotation, molecular function: DNA binding. The transcript is spliced from 4 exons. Bases 1 to 1239 code for a protein of 412 amino acids. The record is from RefSeq and is a predicted model, not a curated record. Lineage: Eukaryota; Viridiplantae; Streptophyta; Magnoliopsida; Brassicales; Brassicaceae.